GGGCUCCCAAGCCUUGGGCUUGGGAGGCCUAUUUACAACUGGACCGCUACUGGGCCGAAUACAAAGCCACUAAUGGGUUGUACAAAUGAGUAAGUGUAAAAUCCAAUUCUGGGACGUCUUCGUGGCCGACGAGGGCGUGGCCGACGAGGGCACGGCCGACGAGGGCACCCGGAUUCCUUGGACUCAGGACCAUAAUCCGAGUUGACCCCUUUUCGGCCGACGGGGGCGUCUUGGCCGACGAGGGCGCCACUCUGUUGUCUUGUGCUUUCUGUUCUUCCGGGUAUGUGGGUCCGGGGGCUCGGACCCAUAUACUCCAUCACACGUAGUACAUAUCCAUGCACUAUUAUUAUUAUAAUUAUAUUAUUAUUUGUAUUCUCUUCUAUCACACAUAUUGUAAUAUGUAUAAAUAGACAUCACGUAGCACGAAUAAAGUCACAGCUUCUAAAUCAUUCUCUUCGUAUGAUAUUGUUUAAGCUUCACUCUAAUAAUAUACUACUAUAUCAUAAAUUUCGAUUUUAUUUUGAUUUGGGUGAUUUUCUCCUGGGUCAUCAUCCAUCACCAGAUCCAGCAAGCUUUACCUUCACGGAUCGCAUCUAGCAGCGGAUUUUUUUUGGUUGAAGACAUGUGAAGGAGAUGAAAGGUACAAUAAUUGUAUAAAGCAUAUAAUUGGAAGGGCAUAAUAAUUAUUGUUGUAUUUAGUAAAUAGAUGGUUGUGGCAGAAUUGCUCAAAUCUUAUUCCAAAAUAUAUUAUUUUAAUAUGACUAAAUAAACCUUGCUAAAACAGAAUGAGUCAUUUUUUAUACCAUUGGUUGAAUUCGUUGAACCUUUGUGAUAUUUUGCCUAAACAUAUUGCAGCCAUAAUUCAAACAGUUCUAGUCCAAUUCGGUCUUGGUUCUAUUUUUGCAGUGGUACCUAAAUUUUGAUACUCACUAAGAGCAUCUUUAAUGGUAUCAUGAAUCGUUUAAAAUGCAUUGUCACACCAUAUUGAGGAUGAAUUUAUGUCUCCAACAGAAAUAUGAACUCCAGCUGUGGUGUUGAUUUGGAAUGAAAAUAAAUAACAUUAUUUUUUUUAUAUGGUGACUCAGGCAAACAUUAAUUUCAAAGUUUUUUUUGCCUCAAAUGCAACUUGAAAUGAUAAAUUAGAUGUUUUUAUCUAGAAAACUAUGCAAUAAGUAACUACUACUCCUCUAUCCCAUUAAAAGGUUCAAACUUUUCUUCUUUUGACGUGCCAUAUAAAAGUUCUCAUUUCCAUUUUAGAAUACAAUUAACAAUCUUAAGUGACAAAUUAAUCAUUAAAUAUUAAAAAUCAUACAUUUAUAACAUCACAAUUAUCUAUAUUAAUUACAUUAUAAUAUAUACUUAUUAAAAUUAUUUCUUAAAGUUACUUCUUAAAAUUACAAUUAGGAGUACUUUAUUUAAUUACUUCCUCCAUCUCUAUCAUUUCUUCCAAAUUGCUUUUUUGAAUUGUUCUAAUUAAUUCUUCCAAAUUCCACAUUUAAAAAAAUAUAUGUCAUUCACAUUCACACAUUUUUUGUACACAACUACAAUCAUACACUUUAUUUCUAAUAUCUAAAUUUGCAAAUCAAGUCAAAACUAAAAAAAGACCAGGACAGAGGAAGUAUUACUUAAAUAACCAUUCCAUUUUACUAUUGGAACCUUCAAACUAAAUGAAGGUAGUACUUUAUGUUUUAAAUAACCGUAAAUUUUUCUUCAAAUUUAGGUACUUUUUCAUAUCCACACAAUCUAUUCAUUAUUCUUACUAUUUUACAAAUACUAAGAAUUUUCAAAUACAAGGAAAGUAUUUGAUAGAUAAAACUAUAAUAGAGAGAGCAUUUGAUAGAUAUUAUAAAGUAUAUUCCACUUCUUCAAUAGCACUUGUUGCACUUUAUAACCAAAACAAGUUUUACUUUUUUAGAAGAAUUAUUUUUCAAGAGAAACAACAACUUUCAUUAAAACCACUUUGUCCUAAAUAUCAUAAAUAAGUUAAUACUCUUUCUCUUCAUUAUUAUCUUUGUUCCAUUUUGUCAAAAACACUUUUUUUGAUAUGUUUUUUCAAUCAACAUAAAUUCUUACCCCAAAGUGUCACCUUUGAAACCCUCAAAUUGUCACCUCAAAUCAACAUAAGUUCUUUGCACCAUGGGAAAAGGGGCAAAAGAACCCCUCAAAUUGUCACCAAAGUGUAUUUAUGCCCUUAAAUUUUUUUGGGGCAAAAAACUUUGAAACCCCUCAGAGGAAGGCAAUUAUCCCCUCAUUUACGGCGAACCAACGUAACAGAGUCGGCCAUUGUUUUUUUGGAAGACAGCCACUCUUAAGAAUGCUCCUUUGAGUUUCAACGAAAUAAAAUCUAUUUGUAUUUAUCAACUACAUUUGUAAAUUAGUUAAAAUAUAUUAAAUAUAUUUGUAAAAUAUUUUUUCCAAAAUAUUGCUGAAUAAAUAAUAUUUACCAAAUUGAUAUUGAAUUAAAAAUAUUUCCCAAAAUAAUGUUGGUCAAUUGAGUUGCCACUCAAGAGAGUAGGGGAAGAUGCUACGCAUAAAGAUGAUUGAAUAAAACAAUUUUCAUGUACAAUUUUCAUUUCUUUGAAAUUCAAUAUAUCCGAUUAGUUGAAUCGCUUCAAUUAGAAUUUCAUCAAUUUUAGUACAUCCAACCGAUUAAAUCAAUUUCAGUGUUACCAAACAGAUUCUAAUCAUAAUAUAGAAUAAUUCUUUUCUAAUUGAUAAUCUUUUUUGUAUCAUCGUUAUUUCAUUAUUUAGUCACUUUUAAUGGUUUACUGGUAUUUCUAAUCAUUUUAAUUAUAUUUUAUAUCAAAAAAGAAAUAAGUACAUAUAUGCGACUAAAAUAAAGAUUUUUGGCAUAAAUAUGAAUAGUGACUAAAGUAGUAAUGGAAUCAUAAUAACCUAUGUUCAAUUUUAAACUUAAAUUACCAUAACACUACAUUAUAAUAACUACUCCCAUUAAAAUUGUCUCAUACCAAAUUUGGUAAAAUUUGCAUGGCUCUGAAUGAUUUUUACUUUAUUCCUACUUUAUAUAUUUAAUAUCAACCACACAAACCUAUUUUUCUUAAUAAAAUAGGUUUGUAUAAAUAAAAUUAUAAAUAAAAUUAUAAAUAUAUUUAAUAUCAACCACACAAACCAAUUUUAGUGGGACGGAGGAAGUAUUAAUUAUAUUUGUAUAAAUAAAAUUUAUUUUAAUUAUAUUUUUCAAAAAACCCCUUUUCUUCAUUUCAACUAAUUUACAAAAUUAGUUAACAAAUAAAAUUAAAAUAUAUUUCGUUGACUAUUCAAAUGAACAAUUAACGGUGGCCAAUUCUCUUAAAUAGGUUGACCGUUAAAAAGGGUGUCGUUGCCCUCCUUUGAGGAAUUUUAAAGAUUUUUGCCCAAAAGAAAAGUAUAGGUGCAUACAUGCUCUUUCAUGACAAGUUUAGGGGUUUUUUUGCCCCUUUUCCCCCAAUUAUAUUGCACUUAACUUUUAUCUUUAUGACUACUCGAUCUUAAUUAAGUUCUUGAUUUGACUUCACAUCUACGAAAAAAAUUUACUUAUUUUAACCGUAAAACACAAUGUUAUGACAUUAUUUGACAUUAUUUAAUGUGUUUUAAACUAUUUUAAUGUAAUUUUGUUUGACAAAUAAAAAAAGUAAAAUCACACUUUUAGUCCCUCAAAUAACCACAAUAUUGACAUGUCAGAUCCUUAUUUCUAUGAUGAUAAAUGUCACGUUGUGCAUUUGAAAGGUGAUAUUUGUAAGGUGAAAUGUAAUAGAUAUCCACCUUAUACAUUUCACCAUUCAAAAGACCACAUUUACAACAAUUCAAAAAAUUGAGAGACAAUUUCACAAAAUGAGAAAUACAGACCGGACAUUUCAAUAUGAAGACUAUUUCACGAACUAAAAAAGCAAUUUUCCAAUAAGAAAAGUAAAAACUUAAAUAUACCACUACACUUUUAUUUCUCAACUUUGUCAAUGUCUAAGAGAUCAAACAAUACAAAAGAGGAAGCAUAAGAAAGUCCAAUAGUAACAAUGGUUAUAAUUUUAUUUUUGAACGAAUUAUAAUUACUAAAAUUUAAUAAGUACAAUUUCAUCCACCACUUUUAUUUUGGUUUUUUAAAGAAACUUUCAUCUUGAUAAUGUACUAGAAAUUAUUUGAAAACAUUCCUGGAAAAUAACAUUGUGGGGAACUGUUCUCAGCAAAAGGCCAUUUAUUUUCCACAUUUGAGGAAGCCCCGGGCAGGUAUCAGGUGAUCCUAUGAUUUAAGUCGAAGGUAAAAAAACCACAUCCCCUCUUCCAAUAAUCGAAAAGAACAAGACUCUCCUCUUUGCAUCCGUGGAGGAACAGAGAUUCAUAAAGCAAUGUCCCAAUCAAGAAAAAUGGAAGAAAGAACAAAUCUUUAACUCAAAUCAAGAACCCCACUUCCCGUCCAGAAACCCUCUUUCGGUGUGGUUAAAGCAAAUGAAUCAUCAUAGAACACCAGCCCAACCCAUAGUUCGAUCACAUACUGAUUACAUUGUGGUUCAUCCAUUUCCUAUAUUCAAUCCUAAGUCGUCAAUUUGAUAAGAGAAUAACAAGAUAUCAAUCGAAGGCUUUAUCUAGUCCUUGGCAUUUAUUAGUUGUAGAUCACUGCCCAAGAAUGAGCCUGGUAGAGAGAGAAAAAUCACAAAACAGAUGAAGAACCAAGAAAUGAAUAAUAUAGCAGAAACUCGGAAUCAAGCCGUCAGAGACCAAUGAUUCUCCACAUAAGCUUAGAGCUAAUAAUACGGUCCGCAUCAUGGUUCGAUCUAGAAGAUCGCAUCACACGGCUUGUAAAUUUCUGCUAAAAGAAGAGAACGAAAAACAAGAAAAAAGAGCUCAGAUAACAGUAUGGGUAUGAGAAAAAUAUCAUCACUCUCUCUCAAGGAGGUCAGAGUGGUGCAUGACAAUCUCGAUAUUUCAUCAUCGCCCUUCUUCUUAUUGUGAAUAUUUAAACCUAAUUUUAAGAAACAGAAAGAAAAAGAGAGAGAAAAUCAACUAAACAAGCUCCGAGAUUUCCUUCAGCUGCUAUAAUGAAGUAUGGGU
Messenger RNA from Cuscuta europaea, 5043 nucleotides. NCBI's taxonomy places the organism in Eukaryota, Viridiplantae, Streptophyta, Magnoliopsida, Solanales, Convolvulaceae. The record is from the annotation of a GenBank genome assembly.